GCCUGCAGCACCAGACAACAUCAGCCAUUGUCCCUCUGUCAACACCCGUGCUGGCACCUGGGGGAAGCUCAUUGUGCUGCCAGACCCACCCCCAGGCACUGCAGAGAUUAGGGGCUGAUGCUUUCCUUUUUAAAUCGCCUGGCUCAUCCUGUUCCCGUCACACUGCGGCGAGGAGUCUGUGAGUCGCCCUCUGCCAUGGACUGGGCUCCAUCCCUGCUUCUCUUCUGCGCUCUCUCCGUCUCCUUCACAUGGGCUGCUACCACCGAACCCAAGGACCAAAGCAAGGGAGCAAAAGGAAAGAGAAAAGGACCGGCUAGGGACAAGGUCCAGCUGCCGGAGGCCCAGGCACCCAGCCCCGACCCCAUGCUGAAGAGGAACUCCAUGGCCUCAGCGGCGGACAGCCCCUACACCCUGCUAGAGGAUUACGAACAGAGCAUCCAGGAGAUGGUGAGCCAGCUGCGGAACAGCUCAGAGCCUGCCGACAGCAAGUGUCAGGUCAACCUGAGGCUCUGGAGGUCCAAUAAGAGGAGUCUGUCUCCGUGGGCCUACAGUAUAAACCACGAUGCAACGCGGAUCCCAGCAGACAUCCCAGAGGCGCAGUGCCUCUGCACUGGCUGCAUCAACCCCUUCACCAUGCAGGAGGAUCGCACCAUUGUCAGCAUCCCUAUCUACAGCAAGCUGCCCGUCCGCCGGCUCCUGUGCCACCCCCCUGAGGGCUCGGGAGCCAAGACCCGCAGGAAGAAGAAGAGGUGCCACAAGGAAUACAAGAUGGUCAUGGAGACCAUUGCCGUGGGCUGCACCUGCAUCUUCUGAGGACAAGAGGGUCCUCUCACCCUCACUCCAUGCUGGCAGCACCAAACCCCCGGCCUCUGUGUACACCAGCUCCCAUCUAACCAGCCUCCUUCUCUUGCUGGAUCCAUUUGGCAAGGGCCCCAGCCAGUGCCCACCAAGCCUAUCCCGCAAGGAGGGGUGGUCAAGGCACAAGCAGUGUGUGUGUGUGUGUGGUGGUGAAUCUGAAGCAAGGAGGCAGCUGCUUAGACUAGAGAUGGUUUGCCCCUUUGCACCCACAUAUCCCUAUCUGGCUCCAGCAUGAGCAACUGCUGCAAGGCCCUGCUCUUUGGGGUGCCCCGUGUGCCGUGCCAGCUCUGCAGCUUGCAGCAGGGGCCCUGGAAGGAAAGCCAUUCUGCAACCCCCUACCCCAAGCUAGCUCCUCAAGCAGAAGAAGGAGGGGAAGGGGGGGGAGAGAAGAUGGAGAUGUCUGCCAUGCAGGGCUCCACUUCUGCAAGGCUUGGGAGCUGUGAAUGGCAACUGCCACUCCCACUCCCCAUGCCCCUCAAGACAGCACUUCAGCCCCAUUGGCUGCCGCCUGUCACCUGCUCCCCUUGCUCAGCAGCCGCUUGGUUCUGGGCUCGCGGCUGCACACUUGCACUGCUGCACAGCCAUUCGGGCUAAUUGUCCCACCGAGUCCAAGGGGCCGCCCCUUCUCUCAGCCAGGCAGCACGACCAGAAGGGAGGCAACACCUCAUGGGCACCUCAGGCAGAGGCCGGGAAAGGCAGCCACUCCGGGCCUGAUUUCCCCCUAUAGCUCCCAGCAGUGCCGGCACAGGAGAGCCACUCUGUGGCCAGGCUAGCCCUGCACCCACCCCAGGUCUGCAGGGAGGGUUGUAGUUGAUGGUGAGUACCAUGCGCCCUGACCCCAGCUCCCUGCAGCUGAUUCCACGACUCUCUGACCUGGCAGGUAUUGGUGAAAGCACAAGCCAGGGCUGCUGUGGGCCAUGCCAGCAGCUGAUCACUAGGGAGGGGGCACGUCUGCUGAACCUAAGCCCCCAGCAGCAGAUGCUGCCUGUGAAAUUCCAGACUCCCUGGCCCCUGCCACCCAUUGGGCUGCACCCAGCUGAGGAAUGUGCCUUAUCUCAGUGCCACCGGGACGGGGCCUGGCCCCACUAGAACACCCGAUAGCAGCGUCCGGGUUGGAGCAGGAAGCCUGGCUGGGUGCCAAGGGCCUAAGGGCUUCUGAUGCCUUCCAAGGGCAGCGCGUGCUAACGAGUGGGAAGCCCACCAUAGAAAUCACCCCUUGGGGAGGGGCAGCGCCCCCUGGAGAAGGCUGCCAUGUCCAGCUAUGCAUGGAGCAUAGUAGCCCCCAAGGAGCAGGGCAGGCGAGGGUGGGGUCAGAAGACAGCUGGGAGUGGAAGGGUGGGGCACAGUGUUGGUCUCUCACCCCAGGCAAGCCUGGUUCAGGUACGAAGCCAGGCAGCACAGGGAAGGGGCUGGGUCCUGGAUGGUCUUUGGGCACUACACCAGGACUGCCCUUGGCACCGUGGGAGUGUCAAUCCCUCCUCCCCUGGCUGAUCAGAGCCCAUCUCCCCUUUGCCAGCCUCUCUAACACCCUCUGCUGCAUCCAUCAACAGAACAAUGGCAUUGACCCUGCUACUGCCCCCUCACAGAGCAGAGGGUCUCCUGCAGCUACCCCUGCUGCUCAUGGAGAGGAUACUGAAAAACAGACGAAAUCUGGCUGGGCCUGGUUCAAGUGGCAGUGUCUGCAGGAUGAGCCUGAGCUGGGCUAACCUUCAGCAGCACCACAGCCCUUCGCACACACUGACCAACUCAGCCUCACAACCGGUAUUGCGGUACCCAUUGUACACACGGGGAAACUGAGGCAAAGAGGUGGCGAGGCUUGGCCAGUGCCCCGGGCCAGGCAGUCCUGGUACAGAGCAUUAGCUCCCUCUGUUUCUACUGAGGAAAGUAUUUCUCCCCCAAGGAAGGGGUAAUAGCCACCACCCUAUCCCCACCUCAGACACUGUCCCCCCAGAGCCAGCCCAGCUCCUCUGGGUACAGCAAAUAAGCCGCCAACCCCAACAGCUUGGGAGCUUUAACAGGGAAGGUCAGAAGGGAGGCAGGGCCCCUCGUGCCUUGGCCCUGCUGGAGCUGUGGUUGGCGGGUUACCUGCUCUGCAGUUCAGAGACAGCACUGGAGGCUGACAAUGGAGCGCAUCCCUCACCACAAUCUGCUGGUCACCACUCCUCAGCCAAACCAACCUGGCUCCUUGGCAUUUACUUCCCAUUACACCAGCCCCAGCGCACGGGCCACCCUCCCACAGUGGGGCUGGCCAUUCCUCAAGGAGCCAGAAGGGGGUGCUAAUGCUUCUCUUCUAGUCCCAAAAAACUGAACUCAUCAUCUCCCCCCUCCCCCCACAACUAUUCCUCAGCCCCCCUCCAUUGGGGAUGCUGCUGGCCAGUUUCCAUCUCUGUUACCACAGGGCCUAUCCAGCCAGCCAGCAGAGCAGUCUCAACUCAUCGGGGCCACAGGGCCACCGUGGGCUGGUGGUUAAGACUAGGGAGGCCACAUGGCUCUGGGCAAGGAGAGCUUUCACUCAGCUCACAAGCAGCUCUCAGCCAGGGGGCGCCGCACAUCAAAUUUCUAGGCAGCACCAACAGUCUUUCCCUUCACUCAUGGGGUCACAAUGCCACGCAUUGAAGUCUGGCCCAGCCAUCCCUGUCUGACAGAGCGGCAUCCGGGCCCAAUUUCAGUGCGUGUUGUGAUGGGGCAUACGGGGUCUUCAAUGCUGAAACUGAGAAAUACUGCCCUGAACACUGGGUGGAUAUUAAGGGACAUGCUUUUAAAAGGUUUUCUAGCCUUUGCACAGU
Molecule: messenger RNA, 3644 nt
Organism: Trachemys scripta elegans
Lineage: Eukaryota; Metazoa; Chordata; Testudines; Emydidae
Gene: IL17B
Product: interleukin 17B
Exons: 3
Coding region: 118-813 (231 amino acids)
Biological process (GO): inflammatory response
Cellular component (GO): extracellular region
Molecular function (GO): cytokine activity
Source: RefSeq, a predicted model, not a curated record